Molecule: messenger RNA, 3337 nt
Organism: Puntigrus tetrazona (Sumatra barb)
Lineage: Eukaryota; Metazoa; Chordata; Actinopteri; Cypriniformes; Cyprinidae
Product: growth arrest-specific protein 7-like
Exons: 14
Coding region: 201-1604 (467 amino acids)
Biological process (GO): actin filament polymerization; neuron projection morphogenesis
Cellular component (GO): cytoplasm; actin filament; plasma membrane
Molecular function (GO): actin filament binding
Source: RefSeq, a predicted model, not a curated record
UUCGGGAUGAGGCAACGCGCUGAAUGAAGUCUGGCGUCUCUGAAGAUGAUGCGUGAGAGAGUGGGUGUGUUCACUCCGGCGCGAUACUGACAGCGUUCACAUUACAGCCCGCUCCGGGGAUGACGGACGCGGUUUAAGAUCGGUUUGGAGUCACCCGGAUUACUGUUUUGGGAUUCGAUUCGCCACCGGAGGAGUUUACGAUGUCGGGCUCGUUUUGUCGAAGUUUAUACGCCUUUAACGGGGAUCAGCAUCAGCAGGGACUGAAGUUUGAGGCUGGAGAAGUGAUCCGGGUAACGCAAGCUCUGGACGGAGGCUGGUGGGAAGGAGAGAAGGACGGAGUCAAGGGAUGGUUUCCCUCAACUUACGUGCAGGUGGAGAAACUGUCUCUGAUGUCUCCUCUGGACGAGCCGCUGCCCAGAGACUGGAAGAGUUACAUGUCACCGCAGGGACGAAAGUACUACGUCAACACCGUCAGCAACGAGACAACAUGGGAGCGGCCGUCGAGCACGCCUGGCACCCCGAAAACACCAGUGAAGCACAAGAACUCCGUCCCGACAGUGAAUGGAUUUCAUGGUAAUGGCAGCCCGUUGCAUCAGACUGAGCCACCGCAUGUAGUGAUGCGGAAGACCAGCACAGAUCAACAGAGUCCUGGCUCGACUUCACCCAGCAGGAAGCAGGAGUGUGAAUCCACGGUAACUAUCAACUCGGUGACGUUUCCUCUUCCACUGCACAUGUCUGAACAGCAGCUGCUCAAACCAGACGAGUGGAGCUACUGUGAUUAUUUUUGGGCGGACAGAAAGGACCCGCAGGGAAGCGCCAGCAUCUCAGGAUUCGAGGUUCUGCUGCAAAAACAGCUGAAGGGAAGGCAGAUGCAGAAAGAGAUGGCCGAGUUUGUGCGGGAAAGGAUCAGGAUCGAGGAGGAAUACGCCAAGAACCUGUCGAAGCUCUCGCAGAUCCCGCUGGCGGCGCAGGAGGAAGGCACUCUUGGAGAAGCAUGGGCUCAGCUGAAGAAAAGCCUGGCAGAUGAAGCAGAAGUUCAUCUCAAGUUCUCCUCCAAGCUUCAGUGUGAAGUGGAAAAGCCUCUGCUGAUAUUCAGGGAAAACUUCAAAAAGGACAUGAAGAAGUUCGACCAUCACAUGGCGGAUCUCAGGAAGCAGCUGGCCAGCCGAUACGCCGCAGCGGAGAAGGCACGGAAAGCUCUCGCAGACCGGCAGAAAGACCUGGAGUUAAAAACCCAGCAGCUGGAGAUCAAACUGAGCAGCAAGAUCGAGGAGGACAUCAAGAAAGCGCGGCGGAAAUCCACGCAGGCCGGUGAUGAUCUGAUGAGAUGUGUAGACCUCUACAAUCAGUCCCAGUCCAAGUGGUUUGAGGAGAUGGUGACCAGCAGUCUGGAGCUGGAGCGUCUGGAGGUGGAGCGGGUGGAGAUGAUCAGACAGCACCUGUGUCAGUACACCACGCUACGACACGAGACCGACAUGUUCAACCAAAGCACCGUAGAGCCGGUGGACAAACUCCUGCGGAGCGUGGACCCCGCCAGAGACCGAGAGCUGUGGGUCAAAGAACACAAGACGGGCGAGCUGAGACCGGUGGACAUGGACAUCUGAGACCGGCUGAAGAGAAACCUCUGAGGCCGGGACAAGCCCCACGACCCCGAGCGAGCAGGAACGUGUGUCAGAGACCGCGUGGACGCCUGCGGGAUUUCGGUCGUGUUUGUCGGUAUCUACUGACGCAAUCAUGUCAUUAGGAUUCAACAUGGAUCGAACCGAGUUCAUGUGGAAGAAGUACUAAUAUAUAUAUAUAUACUGUAAAUGCUGCUGCGGGUGAUUUCGGUUCGGACUAAUCAAAGCUCUCGCUUGCCUUAAAGGGACGGUUACGCACAAAAACGAUCGUUCUGUCAUCGCAAAACGUGUUUGAGUUUGUUGAGCUCGAAAGAAGAUGUUUUAAAGGAUGUCGGUAACCGAACAACCGAUGGCGACCGUUAACUUCCAUAGGAAUGGAAAACAGUCGACGGUAGCCAUUGACGUCCAUAGCAUGGAACCAAUGAGUUUAUGGUACCCAUCAGGGUCAGAAACGAGCUUUUCCAUUAAGGAACUGAUUCCCAGGGGCAGUUUUUUUUUAAGAUUUGUGAAGGAAAUGUUUUUGCACCAACUUUUUUUUUAGUUAUACACUUGGAUUUAACAUUUACUUCAAUCGAUCAAAAUGGCAAUUGAUUGUUUCAAAUUGUAAAUGAUUGUUUAAAAACAGGAGCUAAUAUUAUGACAAAAAAUGAAUUAUUGUCGAUCGUUGCUCUUGAUACUGUAAUAAUUAUUAUUAAUGUUAAUGAAUAGAAUACAUAUAAAACUUGUGUUUUGUUUCAGCAUUAUGGAGAAACGGCUUGGGCUUCAACAUGUCAGUCCAUGACGUCAGUGUCGGUAGCCAUUGACUUUCACUGUAUGGGAAAAAUCUGUUGACGGUAGCCAUUGACUUCUAUGUAUGAAUGAGGGUAAAAAAAACGGGACUAAACAAUUGACGGUAGCCAUAGUAUGAGAAGAAAUAUAGAACUAAACAGCUGUUUAGCUACGUAUUUUUACUUCCCCAUUUAGUUCCACACCGGAAACCGUUCACCAGAAGCAAGAAACCCUUCUUUGGGACAGCUUGAGGUUUAUAAACGAUGACAGAAUUUUCAGUUUUUUGCCCGAACCGUCUCUUUAAAGUCAGCAUGAACCUAUUUAACUACACUGUUAUUUAUUUCUAAAUAAAAAAAAGAAAGAAAUGGAAGUUACUUACCAAAAUCAGGUGGAGAAACCCUUUACGUUUGAAAAAAAUGACACUUUUGCUCUUUGAAUAACUUUGUAUGAAUCAUGCAAAGAGGGUCAGUGCUUCUUUAAGCUUACACAGGAUAUUAUUCAACUCGAUGCAAAAUCAUAAACGCAUCCAUUAUUUGGUAUUAUACUGUAUAUGAGUAGAGCUGAUCAUAGUCUCAGGGGAUACUUCACUUCACGCUCAAUUAAGAAACGGACACGAACAAACGUAAAGAUGUUUUAUUUUCUGUCUUUUGUUCAAAUAUACAGAAGUCUCAAACAGUCAUCAUUUGGGCCCAAUAUUAUUUCCCCAAACCACGUAGUCUAUAAUGAAGACAGCUACAAAUAAUAUAUGUUAAUGAUUCUGCACAAUGCUUAUUUUUAUAUGAAAUCGAUUAACGUUUUCCUAAAUGAUCGUCACGAUGGAUUUCAUUUUAGUUUUUUUUUUUUUCUUUCUUAUGCAUUUAACUCAUCUGCAUCACCGAUGUACAUGUUCAAAUAAUUCAUUCUCUCCCUGUUAUACAAGGAUGUAAAUGAAGAAUAACUGCUGAAUAUCA